UCCCCCUAAAGUAGGGUGUUGCGUUUCUUUUGCGUUUCAAUAUAUAAUUCAAAUGAUUAAAAUGAAAUUGAAAUUUUCUGAGAAAUAAAAUUCUCACCUACCUACCCACUCAAUAUUUUCAGUCAGGGGGAUGGCAAGCAAACAUUUUUCUAAAGUUUGCCUGAGUUUCUUCUUUUUUUGUUUCAUCCAAUAAAGUGAGAAAUAAGCAUCUUUUGUAGUUUGUUAUAAUAUAUCAGAAACGGUUCUUAAAUAUAUUCUCCUUUUUUUAGAUAAAGUAUAUGGGAAUAACACGAUAGACAAGACAGUUUCUCAUCAGAGUGUUCCUAACUUUUUGACCCAGGCUGUUAUCGUGUUGGUCCUUUCUGGUUCUAAUUUACUUUUACUUGCAAUGUGUAUUGUAAUGACCUGCUGUUGGAGACGUUCAAAGAAGUCUAAAUGUUUGAACUCGAUUACAACCAAUGACUUACAUGACGGAGAGAAAAACGUCUGCUCCUCGGAUCACAAUACCCAAUCUGGACAUAGAAAUACCAUGUAUAAUAGCUACAGCAAUAUACGCUUCAAGAAUGAGGAGCUGAUGAUUCACAAUCCAGAUGAUUAUAGCAAGACAGUUUUACCCUAUGACACCGUACAGGAUGUAAAGACAGAAUCCACUGGUUAUGGGUUCUUCGAGGGUAGAGUGAUACAUGAGCAACCAGUUGGCGUCAUGGAUACAUUUCGUCCUACGGUUGAUUUGAAAACCUCUGCAGCGCAUCCUACAACACGACCCUACA
Messenger RNA from Saccostrea cuccullata (small rock oyster), 770 nucleotides. RefSeq lists its product as uncharacterized. The transcript has 2 exons. The record is from RefSeq and is a predicted model, not a curated record. Lineage: Eukaryota; Metazoa; Mollusca; Bivalvia; Ostreida; Ostreidae. The annotation marks the transcript as partial.